AUGGCAGUUCAAGGGGUUGAGCAGACCAUCCUUCGGGAUCCGGCGCUAUUCUAUUGGAUUCUGUUCCCGAUUUCAAUUGUCAUGAUUCUGACCGGAAUCCUGCGCCACUAUGCCACGGUCCUGAUGAACUCGACUCCCAAAUCGCCAUCCUCCCUCGCCGAAUCACGCGAGCGCCUUGCCCUCCUCCGCGGCGUGAACCUUCGCAACAAUGCUUGCUCCGUACUCAACCGCGAGUCUUUCGAGAUGCGCAAGAACUACCUUGUUUCCGGGUUCCGAAGCGGCGCGUUUUUGAAGGACCCCAAUAACCGUGGCCAGCCACCUGCGAACCCCAUGACCGAUCCUGCAGGCAUGGAAGCCAUGAUGGGCAUGAUGAAGGGAAAUAUGAUGAUGAUGGUCCCGCAGACAUUGAUCAUGAGCUGGAUCAAUGCCUUUUUUUCUGGAUUCGUGAUCUUGAAAUUGCCCUUCCCUCUCACCAUUCGGUUCAAGUCGAUGCUGCAGUCUGGUGUUAUGACUCGUGAUCUUGAUGUGAGAUGGGUGUCGAGUCUUUCGUGGUACUUCCUCAACUUGAUGGGCUUGCAGUCCGUUUUUGGAUUCAUCCUCGGCAGUGAUAACGCCGCCAACCAAAUGGCCCAGCAAAUGGGCAUGGCCAACCCUGCAGCAAUGGUGAACCCGCUGCAACCCGGCCAAGACCCCGAUAAGCUGUAUCUCAAUGAGGCAGAGAACUUGGAGGUGAUGGAGCACUUCUGCAUCCUUGAUGGUGUGGAAGAGAGAAUCUUGCAGAACUUCGCUCCUCAGGGCGUUUGA
Messenger RNA from Penicillium arizonense, 804 nucleotides. RefSeq names its product ER membrane complex subunit EMC3. NCBI's taxonomy places the organism in Eukaryota, Fungi, Ascomycota, Eurotiomycetes, Eurotiales, Aspergillaceae. The transcript is spliced from 5 exons. The record is from RefSeq and is a predicted model, not a curated record. The coding region runs from base 1 to 804 and encodes 267 amino acids. Gene Ontology annotation, biological process: protein folding in endoplasmic reticulum. Gene Ontology annotation, cellular component: EMC complex; membrane.